Messenger RNA from Metopolophium dirhodum (rose-grain aphid), 900 nucleotides. RefSeq lists its product as uncharacterized. The record is from RefSeq and is a predicted model, not a curated record. The transcript is spliced from 5 exons. Bases 1 to 855 code for a protein of 284 amino acids. NCBI's taxonomy places the organism in Eukaryota, Metazoa, Arthropoda, Insecta, Hemiptera, Aphididae.
AUGUCGUUUUUAAACAUAUUUAAGAAGAAACAAACCCAAACCAAUUCUUCCGAAUCGUCGUACGCAAGUAACUUCAGUGAUGAAGUGUCGGGCGAUUAUGUGAUAAAGAAGUCGCGGAAACCAGUCGUCCAGGACGCCGAAACGUUGUGGGAUUGCAGAGACCGAAUGUUAUUGAAUUUGCGCAAGAUAAAGACAGGGGUCGGUGAAGAUGAAGCUAAAAUUCUACCAGAGGAUUCACCUAUAAUUGUUGAAAAAUUUCAGCCGGACACUACAAUAGUGGACAUGAAGGGUAGUAAUGUAUCGAGUCAGACAAUCGAUCAGUCAACGGGGACGUCCACAGUUACAGACAACCCAACGACUGACAAAAGCCAACAGAUGAGCAGUCGUACUUCGAGUAUAGUUGUAGAAUGUCAGCCGGACACCACAACAGUAGACUUGCAAGGUAGUGUUUCGAGUCAGACAAUCGAUCAGUCAAUGGUCGAGGCGGUGGUUACCUACAAGCCAACGGCUGACAACAGUCAACAGAUGAGCACUAAAAGUAGCAUAAAAUGCGUUGCAAAAAAUACGGAAAUUCAGAUAUGUAACGACACGGUGCAGGUUAUGUGCAAGUUAUCGGCUGACAAGAGCCAACAGAUAAGCACCGAAAGCAGCAUAAAACACGUUGAAAAAAAAACGAAACUUCCGCCUGUGAUUGAACCGCAGAAUAUUGAAUGGGAUGAAAAUUGUAUGACAAUGAAAGAAUAUAGCGCGUAUAACUCUAUGGUGGACAAGCUGUGUCAAGUGCAGACGAAUACGAAAUAUCCCAAAAACGUCAAGAAUAGAGUAUUUGCACCGGUAAGCUGCAAUUUGGUGUAACACCGUAUGUAAUACUCAUGUGGGCUUUAAAUGUCAUAUAAGAUA